Molecule: messenger RNA, 854 nt
Organism: Aspergillus novofumigatus IBT 16806
Lineage: Eukaryota; Fungi; Ascomycota; Eurotiomycetes; Eurotiales; Aspergillaceae
Product: 3-hydroxyanthranilate 3,4-dioxygenase
Exons: 2
Coding region: 119-697 (192 amino acids)
Biological process (GO): 'de novo' NAD+ biosynthetic process from L-tryptophan; quinolinate metabolic process
Cellular component (GO): cytoplasm
Molecular function (GO): 3-hydroxyanthranilate 3,4-dioxygenase activity; iron ion binding
Source: RefSeq, a predicted model, not a curated record
UUUGGUCUUUGCUUGAAAAUCAUUCAUGAUUGACUGCGAGAAUAAAAUCUCACAGUUCGUCGAUUAGAAGUCUGUUCGGCAUCAGAAAGGCCUCUAAAGUAAUAGAAAGUCUGCGACAAUGCUACCACCGGCUCUGAACAUCCCAAAAUGGCUCGAAGAAAACUCACAUCUCCUUCAACCACCAGUGAAUAAUUACUGCGUCUAUCACCCCUCCUCCCCCGCGACAGCGGGAUACACGGUCAUGAUCGUUGGGGGCCCAAAUGCCCGCACGGACUAUCACAUCAACACGACCCCAGAAUUUUUCUAUCAGUAUCGAGGCUCCAUGCUUCUAAAGACAGCUGAUACAUCCGUCUCUCCUCCCGUCUUCCAGGAUAUCCCCAUCCAUGAAGGGUCGAUCUUCCUACUGCCCGCCAACACCCCGCACUGCCCUGUGCGGUUCAAGGACACAGUCGGUGUGGUGAUGGAGCAGCCUCGGCCCAAAGACGCAGUUGAUACGAUGCUGUGGUUCUGCAAGAAGUGUGGGGAGGUUGUCUGGGAGAAGCGGUUUGUGUGUACCGAUUUGGGGACACAGGUGAAGGAGGUGGUCGAGGAAUUUGCUGCUGAUGAGAAGAAACGGACUUGCAAGAGAUGUGGGACCAUUGCGGAAACGCGAUAUCAAGAAGGGGAGAUUGUACAGCCACCUAGGUUUCUGGAGUGAUUGGGUUUCUACUUUCUAACCUGUAGGCGGGACGAAAACGGGGCCCGGGGAAACCGGACGAUGAGUAGUGUACUUAUAUGUAGUUGUUCAAGCGCUGUAUUCGGACAAUUUCCAAUUUGUACAUUGAUUUGAUGAGACCGACACAGGUCGUUGGCCC